UUUGCUCCCCAGCUGGUGUUCCCUCUCGAAUGGUUUCCACUCAACAAGCCCAGCGUGGGGGACUACUUCCACAUGGCCUACAACGUCAUCACGCCCUUCCUCCUGCUCAAGCUCAUCGAGCGAUCCCCUCGAACCCUGCCGCGCUCCAUGAUCUACAUCAGCAUCAUCACCUUCGUCAUGGGCGCCAGCAUCCACCUGGUGGGCGACUCCGUGAACCACCGCUUGCUCUUCAGUGGCUACCAGCACCACCUGUCUGUCCGGGAGAAUCCCAUCAUCAAGAAUCUCAAGCCAGAGACGCUGAUCGACUCCUUCGAGCUGCUCUACUACUACGACGAGUACCUGGGCCACUCCAUGUGGUACGUCCCCUUCUUCCUCAUCCUCUUCAUAUACUUCAGCGGUUGUUUCACUCCCGCCAAAGCUGAGAGUUCGAUGCCAGGGGCGGCCCUGCUCCUGGUGAUGCCCAGUGGCCUGUACUAUUGGUACCUGGUCACCGAGGGCCAGAUCUUCAUCCUCUUCAUCUUCACCUUCUUUGCCAUGCUGGCCCUUGUCCUGCACCAGAAGCGCAAGCGCCUCUUCCUGGACAGCAACGGCCUCUUCCUCUUCUACUCCUUCGCCCUCACCCUCCUGCUUGUGGCACUGUGGGUCGCCUGGCUGUGGAAUGACACGGUACUCAGGAAGAAGUACCCGGGUGUCAUCUACGUCCCUGAGCCCUGGGCCUUCUACACCCUGCACGUCAGCAGCCGACGCUGAGUCCCUGGCACCAGCCGCCGGUGCUCUGCCUGGCGGGAGACGGGCCGCAGAGUGGCUGAGCGGGGAUGUGCGUGCAUGCGUGUGUGCAGACGCGUGUAUCCACCCAUGUGUGCGCUCUCCUAACAGCAGCCGGCCGGAUGCGCAUUGUGCACAUGGACAGGGGUGUGUGUACACGCGUGCGUGUGCAGAGAGCGUCGUCGUAAGACGCGAUUGUUUGGCCCAAGUUUCUCUUCGGUUUGGAUCUUUCCAGGAUGGGAUAUAGUUGGAGGCCGUGUGUCCAGGCCGAGGUGUGGGCCUGCCUUCUCGUGCACCUGACUGGAGUGGGGCCCUCUCACUCACCGCUCAGGGCGGGUCUCUUCCUGCGCUGGCUUCUGGUAGGCCUCGCGGGUGGGGCAGCAGUGGUGAGGGGACUGGGCAUAUCACCCGCCACCUGGCUCACCCCUCAGGCCUGCCCUGACCCUGGAGGCCAGAUUACAAAGGUUAAGUUAACUCUCUGGGUAUUGGUGAGCAAAGCACAUCCCUCCUCUGGGCCUCAUUUGCACCAGCUGGGAGCAGGGCCCAAAGUGUGUCAGUGGGCUGGUUGUUGGGGCAGCCCUGGGAUGGACAGAUCGUUCUCUCGUCGCUGCCCUCUGCUACCCCGGGAAGGGUGUGCGCGCCGCAGAUCCUCACCCAAACUCAGGUCACACGGAGUGUUGUGCCGCCCGACUCCCCUGAGCACCAUUUCCCUCUGCCAGAAGCUGUCUCCGUGCUCCCCGCCCCCCAUAACUGUGGCACCCCUUCCUGGCAGCCUGACCAGCAUGUCUGAGCUGCAGCUGAAGGCUGUGUUCUCAAACACUUGCAGUAUUCCCUGAGCCCCAUUAUAGGGCCAGGGGGCAUUUGGGGGAUGUUGGGAGUGGGGCGGAUCUGGAGGCUCUCCCCUGUAGGCCUCGUCUCAGCCUGAAUCUCAUGGCUUCUGCUCGUGGCCCUGCUCCCAGAAAAGGGAGGCUUCAUUCCCAUAGGACACCCCGGGCCCGCCUUCCCCCAGGCCUUGGGGACACAUCUGCCCACCCAGCUGCCGGCACCAGUCUCAUUUCCCAGCCAGCACUGGCUCGGCGAGCUUGUGGGUCUCAGGGGGCCUGCCCUGCCUUCCCCGGGCCCUGCCUCCUCUCCUGUGUUUUCAGGGAGCCCCGUGCCUCAGAUGCUCCUUUCAUGUUGGGGUCCCUCUGCAGCCCCCUUAGAGGGCCCCCAGCCCCGGUUCCAUGGGCGGAGAGAGGUGUGAAUAAAGACCAGUGUGGAGCCCA
This is a messenger RNA of Leptonychotes weddellii (Weddell seal), 2030 nucleotides long. The record is from RefSeq and is a predicted model, not a curated record. NCBI's taxonomy places the organism in Eukaryota, Metazoa, Chordata, Mammalia, Carnivora, Phocidae.